AUGUCAACCAAUCCUUAUCAUAAAGAGCUACAAAUUGCUACUUUAGCUGUUAAAAGAGCCUCGAUUUUGACUAAACAAUUAAGUGAUUCUAUAUCUCAAGCGGGAACAAUCACAAAGGAUGACAAGUCCCCAGUUACGAUAGGGGAUUUUGCCAGUCAAGCUAUCAUAAAUCACGCCGUCAAAUUGAAUUUUCCCCAAGAUGAAAUAGUUGGGGAAGAAGAUUCACAGGAUUUACAAAAUAACAAAGAGUUGUCAAAUAAAGUUUUACAAUUAAUUGAAAACGUGCAAAAUGAAACAAAGGAUUAUGAUUCAUUAAUAGGUGAUCUUACAAACACCGAAUCAGUAUAUAAAAGUAUUGAUUUUGGAAAUUCACAGGGUGGAUCAAAAGGAAGAUUUUGGGCUUUAGAUCCAAUCGAUGGAACAAAGGGAUUUUUAAGAGGUGAUCAAUUUGCUGUUUGUUUAGCAUUGAUAGAGAAUGGGAAAGUUGUACUAGGUGUUAUAGGGUGUCCAAACUUACCAAAAGAAGUCAAAUCAAAUACCGAUCAAUCAGGAGUUGUUGGUGGUUUAUAUUCUGCCGUUAAAGAUUUGGGUGCAUAUUAUUCAGAUUUAUUUACACCUGGAUUUAUCGAAUUGAGUAAGCAAAGUAAAAUAAAAAUGACAGAGCAUACAUCUCCAUCUCAAUUAAAGGUGGCAGAAGGUGUUGAAAAGGGUCAUUCAUCUCACUCAACGCAAGCGGAUAUAAAGUCAAAAAUUGGUUUUAACCCAGAUACGGUAAAAGAACAAACAAUAAAUCUCGAUUCUCAAGUGAAGUAUUGUAUAUUAGCGAGUGGUCAAGCUGAUAUUUACUUAAGAUUACCAAUAAAUGACGAAUAUAGAGAAAAAAUUUGGGAUCAUGCUGCAGGAAAUAUAUUAAUUUAUGAAGCUGGUGGUGAGGUUGGUGAUAUAUAUGGAAACCCAUUAGAUUUUGGGAAAGGAAGAUUUUUACAAUCAAAAGGUGUUAUAGCGGGUAAUAAGAGAAUAUUCGGUAAAGUUAUAGAUGCAGUUAAGGAUGUAUGUAGAUUAUAA
Molecule: messenger RNA, 1065 nt
Organism: Lodderomyces pseudojiufengensis
Lineage: Eukaryota; Fungi; Ascomycota; Pichiomycetes; Serinales; Debaryomycetaceae
Product: MET22
Exons: 1
Coding region: 1-1065 (354 amino acids)
Biological process (GO): phosphatidylinositol phosphate biosynthetic process; sulfate assimilation
Molecular function (GO): 3'(2'),5'-bisphosphate nucleotidase activity
Source: RefSeq, a predicted model, not a curated record